This is a messenger RNA of Hemicordylus capensis (graceful crag lizard), 1474 nucleotides long. RefSeq names its product LRAT domain containing 1 (gene LRATD1). The record is from RefSeq and is a predicted model, not a curated record. The coding region runs from base 179 to 1045 and encodes 288 amino acids. The transcript is spliced from 2 exons. NCBI's taxonomy places the organism in Eukaryota, Metazoa, Chordata, Lepidosauria, Squamata, Cordylidae.
CAGACGGAGCCGGCCUCGCCAGCGCUUGGACGACGGAUGUUGAGGAGGACCUGGCUCAACGCCUCCUCCGCGGCACCCAUGGCGACGAGGCGCCUACUUUAAAGGAGUUAGGGGGCUUUGUCCAGAUCUGGGCGAUUCCGGAUCCGGCUGCUCCUGCUCUCGCCUCGCCCUGUCAUUGAUGGGAAAUCAACUGGAUCGCAUCACCCACCUGAAUUACAGCGAGCUGCCGACCGGGGACCCUUCGGGGAUCGAGAAGGACGAGCUGCGCGUCGGGGUGGCUUACUUCUUUUCGGAUGAGGAGGAGGAUCUGGACGAGAGAGGGCAGCCGGACAAGUACAGCGUGAAGGGCUCCAGCAGCCCUGCCCAAGAGACCCCCACCCACCACCACCACCACCCGCCGCAGCUGGUGCUGAGCGAGACCCAGUUCUCCGCCUUCCGCGGCCAGGAAUGCAUCUUCUCCAAGGUGAGCGGCGACCCCCAGGCUGGAGAUUUGAGCGUCUACCCGGUGUCGGCCCUGCCUGCCCUAUGCAAGCCAGGAGAUCUACUGGAGCUGCUCUACUUGGGGCCGUCCGACCACCCUCCGCUGCCCCCUCAUUGGGCAGUCUAUGUGGGCAGCGGUCAGAUCAUCCAUUUGAACCACGGCAAGAUUAGCCAGGACAGCUUGUACGAGGCGGACGCGGGCAACGUGGGCCGGGUGGUGAGUAGCUGGUACCGCUACCGCCCCCUGGUGGCGGAGUUGGUGGUGCAGAACGCCUGCAGCCACCUGGGCUUACAAAGCCACGAGAUCUGCUGGACGAACUCGGAGAGCUUCGCCGCUUGGUGCCGCUUCGGCAAAAGGGAGUUCAAAGCGGGCGGUGAGCUGCAGCCUGCCUCGGGCUCUCAGCCCCAGCACCAAUACUAUCUCAAGAUCCACCUGGCAGACAACAAAGCGCACACGUUGCGGUUCCAAAGCCUGGAGGACCUAAUCAGGGAGAAGCGCAGGAUCGACGCCAGCGGCAAACUGAGGGUGAUCAAAGAGCUGGCGAUCGUGGAUGGCAAAGAAUAAAAAAGAGGGGGCCUUGCUAAAGUGGGGGGAGGAGAGCACCUGACCAGCCCGAGCGAGCCGGGCCGGUGUGCUGCACACAGUCCGCCCUCCUGCCUGACUCACUAGCCCACGUGGCUGGCCGCCCUCUUUCCCUUCUCUCUCUCUCUCGUUCUCUUUCAUCCCUCUCCUCCAUUCCUCGAGGAAAAACCAUGGCAACAUUCCAAACCAGACCAGCAUUGUUCCUCCCCCUUCUAUUGGCCGGUGAUUGGUUCGCCUUCGACUAACACUAAUAGUAAUAAUGAUCCCGAUGACAGACAGAGAGAAGGGGGUGGGGCAGAGAGAGAGAAAGAUCGAUGCAGUUAGCAAAGUGUGUGGACAAAAGUCACUCCUGGCUAUCGAUGUUCAUCAUAUUUCCCACCGUGCUUAAUAAAAUUACAAAUUUGAUAUAUA